AUGGCUGAGAAAACCAAUCAGGCCUAUCCCUUGGCACCAGCAAAUGGUUACAGAAGAAGUGAUGCAGAGUCUUUGCAAUCAGCCGAUGAGCUGAAACGCAAGAAGAGAACCAAGUUGGCCAUUUAUAUUGGUAUUUUCAUUGUGUUUCAGAUCUUGGUCAUAACUGCGCUGAGUCUCACCGUCAUGAAAGUUAAGACCCCAAAGGUCAGGCUAGGCAACAUCAACGUCCAAAACUUCAACUCUGCGCCUGCAACACCUUCAUUCGACACUAAAUUCACAACCCAAAUCAAAGUCAAGAAUACAAAUUUUGGCCCAUACAAGUACGAUGCUGCCAUUGUCACGUUUUUGUACCAAGGUGCGACUGUCGGGCAAGUUUCUAUUCCAAAGAGCAAGGCUGGAAUGCUUUCAACCAAAAAAAUUGACGUUGAGGUGAGCUUGAGUUCAAGUGCAUUGAGCGGUACCAAUCUUGGCAGUGAAUUGAACAGUGGGGUAUUGACACUCAACAGCGCGGCUAAGUUGACUGGAAAGGUUGAAUUGAUGCUUAUCAUGAAGAAGAAGAAGUCUUCCACCAUGGACUGCACCAUGGCAUUUGAUCUGUCAUCGAAGACGCUCAAAAGUUUAAAAUGCAAAUGA
This is a messenger RNA of Malus domestica (apple), 633 nucleotides long. RefSeq names its product late embryogenesis abundant protein At1g64065-like. The record is from RefSeq and is a predicted model, not a curated record. NCBI's taxonomy places the organism in Eukaryota, Viridiplantae, Streptophyta, Magnoliopsida, Rosales, Rosaceae.